Molecule: messenger RNA, 1050 nt
Organism: Recurvomyces mirabilis
Lineage: Eukaryota; Fungi; Ascomycota; Dothideomycetes; Mycosphaerellales; Teratosphaeriaceae
Exons: 3
Coding region: 1-1050 (349 amino acids)
Source: RefSeq, a predicted model, not a curated record
AUGCCAGCGCAGAUGCGUACCAUGGUAUCGCACAUUACUCGUCUCCAAAGUCUAAUUCCCGGAGAACCUCAAACAGGGGUGACAGCCGUGCAUACCACCUCGAUGACUCACGACUUGUACAAGGCAAUUGGUGAAGCCAACGAAAGAUUACGAGCAGCCAUUGAGGGUCAGGAGGUGCGCAAGCUCGAGCUGUUCGCUAAGGUUGUUGGUAGUGGGACGGAGUGGUACCAGCAGUGCAAUCUAUUCGUCCUCCAUUCCAGCGAGCUCAAUGAACUUCUACAAAUGUCUCCGCCAAAGGAUGCCGUUGGCUGGGCAGAGUACAUGCGUCAUGCCCUCACGUUCCUCAAGAUACAAAUGGCCGCUAUCACGAAAGUCAAGCCAUCCUCAGAGGAGAUGACCUCGCUGCUCGGCGCCAGCCUUUGCAAAGAGAAUGACUUCAACAUCUCCGCGUCCUUCUGUAAUAAAUUGAGCUGGAUGCUCGCGAAAUUCCGUUUGCUGCCUGGUGGAGGACUACACGCCUUUCAGAUCAUGAUGCUGAUUGUCUCUGAAGACUGGCCGCAUCGAGUAGCAGACUUUGUCGAGCAACCAGGCUCCAAAAAGUCGGUUGGCUGGGCUUUGCGCAACACAAGUUUCGCAGUUCUGCAGGAGCGCAAGCUAUGGUCCUCCAGUCAACACGAAGGCCUAGAGCAAAUGCAGUGUCAAGGCGGGUGGCUACAGGAUCCCAAGCUUGCGUACUGGAAUUACGCGCAGGCAUACAGGCAGCUGUGGGCCGCAUUCGUCAAUAAGGCGUAUGCCAUGUUCCCGCAAGCGAAAUCUGGGAUUCGUCUCCCUACUGCAGGACCGCGCCAUGGCGGAGGUGCGUGCGAAGGCACGGUGGAUGGCUGGUCAAUGGCUACCCGCCAGGCGGACGCAAAAUUUGCCUGCGGAGCUGGUGGAAGAGGUCGUCGAACGGGCUACUAUAGCGGAGGAGAUCAUGGUCACAGAGCCGAUUUGGGGCCUGAGGGGACCAUCGGCGCCGCCCCGGAGUCAUCUGCCACGUCGAUGUUGUGA